UUAGUUACAGUUAGGACCCUCUCCUGCGUUGAUGCCGCGUUAUUCUAAGCAGUGUCGCUUUCCAACGCCUCUUUCUUCCAAUCUCCGAGACAUAAGCAACGCCCUCUCUCUCUCUCUCUCUCUAACAAAACCCUAAUUCAUAUGCUAAUGUCUCCGUUUGGACCCUCUGAUUUUGUCCAAAAUGCAAACUCCAGAGCUGAAAAACAGACAAAAUUGGAAUUUUGAGAAAACAAACAGUUGUUUGAACAGUUGAAUGUGACUAUAUGAAUAAUGAAGCACUGUGAGAUUCUGGGCAGCUGUGAAUUUCUUAUAAUGACAAUUGGCUAAAAACGCAAAAGGACCGCGAUUCUUUGUGAUUAAGUUGCUAGAGUUGUAAGGGAUAUGUGUUGUCAAGGAUCAUUGAUAGGACAGCAGUAGUCUGUAGGAAAAUUUCAUGUACUCGAACCAUUGUAAAAUGUUGUUCAUUGUCCAAAAUUUUGGCUACUGUUGAUGAAUUUUGAGGUUUUAUUGGAGGACAUAGGCAUUUGAAGAUUAAGAAUUUUGGUAUUCUUAGCGCAGUUCAAGUUGUUAUUUGAAGAGAUUAAGAAGUUAAGAAGCAAUUGAACAAUAUUCUGUGCCGAGUUUGUACAUCAGUCAAAGUCUUAAUGUGACUUCCUUGUUAAAAUUUUGGAGAUGCUGUUGCACUAUUCUAGUGGAACUCUAUUGGCAUUGAGAACCUAGGCUCCAAAGACCAGAGACUGCUCAUGUUCAGCUAAAUUCAUCUUGUAUAUUGUUUGAGACCAUGACAAGUGAAGUUCCUAAUACUUCAGGCCAACAGCAUAACAAUGAUUCAGCCAAUGUUGUCCCAAGUGAUGAGUUCUAUGGAAAUGAACGUGCCCACAAUAUUUCCAUACAGACAGGUGAAGAGUUUUCUGCAGAGUUUCUUCGGGAUCGUGUUACACCAAGAAGAGUACCAACCGUGACUGAUAUGGAUCAGCAACAGCAAAAGAAAGUGGGUUUUAGUGUUGUUCGAAAUCAUCAACUUGUUUAUGAGGAUCUUACUGGUCUUCGUGGGAUAAGAAGAAGGGAUUUUGAUAGUGGAACUGAUUUCACAGAUUACUCUCCUGGGAAGGGACCAGAACUAGAGAAUAGGUCAUAUUGGGACGUGGUAAAUAGAUACCAGAGAGAAUAUAGUGCAGGUGGUCAUCAACCAGGGAGGGUUUCCAAUGAAAGAAAUUCUGACAGAGCUACUUCUAGUCCAACUUGUCCACCAAUGCAUGCAUCAGACUCCCCUCAUUCCUACCAGCCUUAUAAUCAUGCGCCAGGAGUCUCAGAUGGUUCUUUCACUGGAAAAAUGAAGUUUCUAUGCAGCUUUGGGGGCAAAAUAUUACCGAGGCCAAAUGAUGGGAAGCUUAGAUAUGUGGGUGGGGAGACAAGGAUUAUAUCCAUCAGGAAAAAUUUGACUUAUUCUGAACUUGUGAAGAAGACCUCUGCGAUUUGCAAUCUACCUCAGACAAUCAAAUACCAGCUGCCUGGAGAGGAUCUUGAUGCACUUAUAUCUGUAUCUUCUGAUGAGGAUCUCCAUCAUAUGAUAGACGAAUAUCAUGAUUUGGAACGAGGUUCUCAAAGGCUACGGAUAUUUCUUGUAUCUUGUAGUGAAUCUGAGAGCCCAUCUUCUUAUGAAGCGAAGACCGUACAGCCAAGUGAUGCUGAUUAUCAAUAUGUUGUUGCAGUUAAUGGCAUGCUUGAUCCAAGUCCCCGGAGGAGCUCCAGUAGAGAGAGCCUGGCGAGCCAAGCAAGCCAGUGGGGAAAUGCCUUGGACUAUAGUCCAACUCUUCAAAGAGACUCACCUACUUACUUUCAUCCACUGGAAACUCGGAAUGGGGGCAGUUCCGCGAAUUUGAUGUUGAUGCUGUCAAAUCCCACUGCUCAGUUAUUUAAUACACCCCAGGUCCAGGCUCGUUCGUGCCAUGAUGAUAUAGACCAACUAGCAUAUGUCGACGCCAACAGUUAUUAUUAUAAUCAUCCUCUUGAUGCUGUGCCAGUUAGAAAUUACUACCAUCAGAACAAACAUCUGGUAGCAUCCAACCAGACCCAUGAAGUGCGUUCUGACAAUCGUAGCCUCAGUAAAGAUUUUGUAUCUUCUCCACUGUAUGGUCAUACUGAUGUGUACUUGGAGAGACCAGAGCUUAAUGAGAUCGCACUCCAUUCUGAAAAGUUACCCUCUUCUCAAGAUACAAUUGUUCGGAUGCCUAGAUCUGAUGUUACAGUUGGAUCUCAUUUAAGAAUGUCUAACACCCUUUCUGACUCACAACAGCAUGAAGAGCAGUCCAAUUAUCCUUUAAAAGAAGGGAUGGAACUAUCCCCUCUCUGUUUUGCAGCAGAACAAUCGCCUUCCCUUAUGAUGUCAACUUCCUCAAAAGAGUGGCUACUUCCAAAAAAAGAGAUGACAGAUGAGACACACCAAGUGGCUAUGAAUGAGAAUCAGCCUACUCUCAAGGCACCUGAUCUUAACAUGGAAUAUAUUGAAUGGGGUCAAGAUAUGAUAAAGUGCAUGGAGAAAGAAGAUGCUUGUUUGGGUCAAGAUAGGGCAGACCAUGAAGGAAAUGGCAACAUAGCAUCACAGGGUAACACUAUGGAAUAUAAGAUGAAUUCGCCAAUUGUUAAUUGCUACCCAGACCCAAAACUCGAAGUUCAUAAUGUGCCACGAGAGGCACAAGUUGCUGGAGUCAUACACCAUGCUUUAACUGCUGCUGAUCUUGAAACUACUUCAAAUGUUUUCGUAGAAAAUCCGGGUGAUUACCAGUUAAUUCCAUCUGCACCUGAGUUUCUUGUCAAGAACCAAAAGGCAACCAAGGAUCAACAGCAUUUUGUGACUGGAACAAUAAGCAGUGAUGUGAUUCCGCACAGAUCUCUAAGACUGAAACCUUUUGCAUAUCAGGGUAUAGAGGGAGAAGAACACAUGCUGUCAAGCCUUGUAAAUUCAAUUUCAUUCCCAAGAGAUGAAUCAAGUUCGUCCUUAAACUUGAAUGACUCUAUUGUCACUGAUUUUUGUUUACUGAAUCCAGCCACAGAUGCUGCUUUAAGUAGUGAGGUUUCUCUCCAUGAAGAGGAUAAAAUGAAUGAUUAUGGUAAGAGUGUUGAAAAAGAAGGCCCUGAAGGAAAAGCUUGUGAGGUAUCAAAGUUUGGAGAUGCCAUCUUUUUCCAAUCUCAUCCUUCCAUUAAUCAUAAAGACAGUACUGUGCCAGAAUUGACUGUUAUUGUUGAAGACGUAACUCAUAGGAUGCCUACUGGUGUCCCCUCAGUCUCUACAGUUGUCCCACAUGUUGAAGAUGAGCCCAGUGAUGGAGUUCCAUCCCCUAGAGAAACAGAGACUGAAAGCAUCACCCCAGAAUCAGACUGUGAGGAUGCCAAAGUUGAAGGCAAUGAUAAUGAUGAAUCCAUUAGUGAUGCUGCAAUAAUUGAAAUGGAAGCUGGUAUCUAUGGUUUGCAGAUCAUAAAAAAUGCUGAUAUUGAAGAGCUACAAGAGUUGGGAUCUGGUACGUUUGGAACUGUGUAUCAUGGGAAGUGGAGAGGGACAGAUGUUGCCAUCAAGAGGAUAAAAAAGAGUUGUUUUGCUGGGAGAUCGUCAGAACAAGAGCGGUUGACCAAAGACUUCUGGAGAGAAGCGCAGAUUCUGUCAAAACUUCACCAUCCAAAUGUGGUUGCACUUUAUGGUGUGGUUCCUGAUGGACCUGGGGGAACAUUUGCUACUGUAACUGAAUUCAUGGUUAAUGGGUCAUUGCGCCAUGUCCUCUUAAAGAAGGAUCGAGCGCUUGAUCGUCGUAAAAAGGUUAUAAUUGCACUGGAUGCUGCUUUUGGCAUGGAGUACUUGCAUUUGAAGAAUAUCGUGCAUUUUGACUUGAAAUGUGAUAACUUGCUAGUCAACAUGGGAGAUCGCCAACGACCCAUUUGCAAGGUUGGUGAUUUUGGAUUGUCAAGAAUUAAACGCAAUACACUUGUUUCGGGUGGAGUUCGGGGAACACUUCCAUGGAUGGCACCAGAGCUGCUGAAUGGAAACAGUAGUCGAGUUUCUGAGAAGGUAAGGACUAAGCUAUUAUUUUAUCUACCAUGCAUUCUGGACUUUCGAGGAACCUGGAAGAUGGAAUGAUGCUGUCUCAGGUACUAAAUAAAGAAGCAUUGGUAUCUUUGUUCUUUUCUCUUUCUUUUAUUCCUCAUGCAUUGUGAUAGGUCGAUGUAUUCUCAUUCGGGAUUGCAAUGUGGGAAAUCUUGACGGGAGAAGAGCCCUACGCAAACAUGCAUUGUGGUGCCAUAAUAGGCGGAAUUGUAAACAACACGCUAAGGCCUCCCAUUCCAGAGCGCUGUGAUUCUGAGUGGAGAAAGUUGAUGGAAGAGUGCUGGUCACCUGAACCAGGAGCCAGACCAUCAUUCACAGAGAUAACAAACAGGCUGCGCGCCAUGUCAAUGGCACUCCAGCCAAAGCGGCACAGACAAGCAAAUAGAUGAGAUUUCUACAUCACCAUGUAAGUAUAACAAUGUUUAUAGAAAAAAAAAACAUAAAAGAAGAGAGAGAGAAAAGAAAAACAGAUCCACUCUUUAUCAGUUGAGUUUGUGAUAUAGCUUCCAUACAAGUAUUUGUUGUAGAGUACUUGAUUU
Messenger RNA from Ilex paraguariensis (yerba mate), 4635 nucleotides. NCBI's taxonomy places the organism in Eukaryota, Viridiplantae, Streptophyta, Magnoliopsida, Aquifoliales, Aquifoliaceae. The record is from the annotation of a GenBank genome assembly.